Molecule: messenger RNA, 2569 nt
Organism: Pararge aegeria (speckled wood butterfly)
Lineage: Eukaryota; Metazoa; Arthropoda; Insecta; Lepidoptera; Nymphalidae
Gene: Sbat
Product: N-alpha-acetyltransferase 38, NatC auxiliary subunit
Exons: 4
Coding region: 1674-2477 (267 amino acids)
Cellular component (GO): NatC complex
Molecular function (GO): RNA binding
Source: RefSeq, a predicted model, not a curated record
UACCCAUUAGUGUCGUUAAACGAUCCAAAUUUUCGCUAAUAAAUAAUAAUCCAAUAGAGGCUUCUCCCCAACGUCUACUACAAAAUAUCUCAUAAGCGGGUUUCAGCGAGAUAAGUGUUUCUUGGGUAAAAACUUAUCUUCUAUUGUAGAGGAGGCCUUUGCCCUAAAGGUGGGGCAUUAUUCUGUAGACGAUGAAAUUAGAACUUAAUAUUAAAUAGAUUGAAAGAAUAGGUUUCAUUGAUUAUGACCAGGUUCAGUCAGCUUAACAUACCUAUUCUACGAGGCACAAAGGGAAUGUCAAAUUCAUUGACUUUGAUUUAAUUGACUAGAUAAAAAACUAGUUUGCUCGAAAUUAAUAACUUAAAUUAUACAAUCAAAACCGUUUAUGGCGACAUCGUUUAGAACAACAUACCGGUUAAAUUGACCAAAAUCAAAGUUCCUGGCUGAAUCCUAUAUGACCACCUUAUCGGAAAACAUUGGUUUUUACGACAUUGUUUACUACGACAUACCGCAUUAAGCGACCACAUUUGGUUAAUGUUUUCGGAGAAUUAUAUCUGUAGAACGACCGGUACAGCUGUAUUGUAAACAAUUUGAAUAGGUAACAGUAUCCACAUCUGGCACAGUAUAAUGGUCAAUGGCUAUUAUCGUUAAAGUAAACUAAUUCUUAGAAACAAAGCACAUCCAUGCCGUAGCCUCGAGGCCCGCUUCGUCAUAUCUGUUAUGUCAGUUUGUUACUUAUCGUUACACAAGACGCCCCAAAACAUAUUGUUGAGUUAACUGUGAAAAUUGUAACAUGUCGCAAAAAAAGAAAACAAUUCAAUAUCUAAGAAAAAUCGCGUAUUAUUUCAAAGCUAGAGAAAGGAAUUCCAAACAAAGACCUGGCAAAAGAAUAUGGUGUAUCACACUCGACAAUUUCAACCAUUUGGAAAGAAAGGGAGAAAAUUCAAAUCCUUUACAACAAGAAUUUUUUGAAAAUCAAAGGAGCCAGAACAACGCGGCUUACGAAGAUUGACGAAGCUUUGUUAAAGUGGUUUAAAUAUCAAAGGACAAAUAAUGUGCCAAUAAAUGGACCAAUUCUUCAACAAAAAGCAAACGAUUUUGCUCAACGUUUUGGGGAAGAUUUUGUUUGCUCGUCUAGUUGGAUUCAACGUUUCCGGGCUCGACAUGGCAUUGUCGGCGGGAAAAUGAGUGGUGAGUGGUUUUGGUGUACACAAAAGUGGCCUUCAUUAUGCGAAGGCUACAGUCCAGAAGACAUUUAUAAUGCAGACGAAACCGGACUUUUUUUCAAUAUGACACCAGACAGGAUUUUAAAAUUCAAAGGAGAAAAUUGUUCGGGAGGAAAAAUGUCCAAGAAGAGACUAACUGAUCCUGUAAAAGGAAGCUUUUAGUUAUUGGGAAAUCUAAGAAACCGAGAUGCUUUAAAAACAAACGCUCACUGCCGGUAAUGUAUGAAAACAAUGUGAAGUCAUGGACAAGAUCAGAAAUUUUUGAAAGAUGGUUACGAAACUGGGAUGCUGAAUUAAAAGCAAACAAUAAGAAAAUUCUUCUUUUAGUUGAUUCAUUGAUUUGAUUGAUUGAUUCAUUCAUUGAUUCCUGCUCAUCCUGCUGUUACUAAUCUGAAGUGUAUUAAACUCGUAUUCUUACGACCAAAUGUUACAUCUGUACUGCAACCUAUGGACCAGGGUGUAAUAAGAUGUUUAAAAUCUCAUUAUAGAAGACUGCAAGUGUUAAAGUUAAUACAAAGCAUUGACAGUAAUAAUCAGAACAACUUUACGUUUCUUGAUGCCAUCUUGAUGAUAUCAGAAGCAUGGGAAAUGGUUUCACAAAAAACUAUAGCUAACUGCUUUGGGCAUGCAGGUUUUAAAGAACUUACAACUCUUAUAACAAGAACCUCAGAUGAUGUGAUUGACGAUAAUGAAGACGACAAUAUUUCUUUGGCUCAAUUUGCCCAAAAUUUACGACCUGCUUUAUCUACUACUGAAGCAGACGUGUUCGUUGAUGUUGAUCAGUCUAUUGCAAUUUGUGCACCAGCUAAGGAGGAUGAUAUUGUACAUGAAGUUCAAGAGGAAAAUGAAAAAGAACAGGAAGACUCGGAGGAACAAUUUACAGCGCCAACUUUGAUUGACGGUCUCAAUGCUGUUAGUGUAUUAAGAAAGAUUGUUCUUUUUAAUGAAGAGCUACACAUGCAGGUAAUUGAAGAACUAGAUGGAAAAGCGAAGUUGCGUAAAUGGCUAAAUAUGAAUUUUAGAAUAGAAAUGACUGAUGGCAGAGUUCUCAUAGGGAUAUUUCUGUGUACAGAUCGUGAUGCCAAUGUAAUAUUAGGUGCCUGCUCAGAGUAUCUAAAAAGUAAUGAUGGUGAAACCGAGGAGCCAAGAGUUUUAGGCCUUGUCAUGGUGCCUGGACGUCACAUAGUGUCCAUACAAUUAGAUGACACAACACCACCGCCAAAGAUCACACAACAAAAAUAUUUUGUUUGAGAGUACUAAUAAAUUUACAUAGUCUGCCUGUACUGCAAAGAGCUUUGCAGCAUAUGGAAUAAUAUAUCUUGUGCUAUAAGAAACAUCACAGU